UGUCAGACGAGACGACAAUCUGCUGGCGAGUCCAGUCUGCGUGCCUCGGUCUUCGUUGUCGAACCCAACCAAUAUCCUGCACACUGAGGAUUUCUAGAAGUGACACAUCAGCCCUGUGGAUAAACCCUUGCGCUCUAUCUUCCGCCGCCAUGCCACAACCGGAACGCGCUGUAGGCCAUCCAAAGCGCAGGUAUACGUCCAAAGCAUGCGAGGAGUGCCGGCGCCGAAGAGCCAAGUGUGACGGCGAGCGACCUGUUUGCGCCCGGUGCUCCGAGCGCUCCCUCAAUUGCCUCUACAGAAGUGAGGAGGAUGGCCGCAAACCUGCCUCGAAGUCAUAUGUCCAGCUUCUGAGGAACAGAAUAAACUUGUUAGAAGCGGUACUGCAAUCCCGCUCUAUCGAUAUUGAGGCUUCUGUUGCUCAACUCUCAACCACAGGGGCAGCACCUCAGCUGCCCUCGGUCAUCAAUCUUUCGGCAAGCAGCAGUGAUGCUGGCCUGAGCCCUUCGGCUUUCGAUGAUCUCUGUGCGACGUUUGAAGGGGCUCUUUCCCUUGAUGUGGCCGUAAACUACGACCAGGAUGGCGAAAUGCGGUACUUCGGGCCUUCAAGUGGUCGGCUGGAGUUCCAAAGCGAAUCCACGCCCGAAAACGAGGAGCAUGGGAACAGCCCCACAACCACAAAAGCUGUCGAGAAAAAUCGCUUCAUCCUACCGUUAGAAGUCGAAGUCUAUCCGGAAGAUCUCCAAACAGAGUUGAUCGACCUCUUCUUCGAGUAUCAGAGCCCCUGGUGUCAGGUUGUUGAUGAGAAGCUGUUCAGAGAAAGCAUGAGGACACAAGGUCGCUACUAUAGCCCAUUGCUGCUCAACUGCAUUCUUGCUUUAGGGUCUCGCUACUCCGACAGGGUUGAUAUCCGCUCCGAUCCCGCUGACCAGAAUACGGCUGGGAAGCCGUUCGUGCAGAAAGCCGAAGUACUGUUGCACUACGACAUAAAACGACCGACCAUUACAACUCUUCAGUCAAUGUCAAUUCUGGUAGGAGUCUAUGUGGCCUACGGCUGUGAUGCAGCAGGGUGGCUUCACCAGGGGAUGGCAAAUCGACUCGCCCUCGACAUGGGGCUCAAUCUUGAUGCUGCAUCUUUGAGUGGCACGUUUCACAUGUCAAGCGAAGAGAUAGAGUUGAGACGGCAGGUAUACUGGUCGCUGUACUGUGACGACAAGCUUACCGCGAUCUACACUGGACGGGUCUGUAGCUUGCUGGUAAGCUCUAACCCUGCAGCUGUCAAGGCGAGAGAGUCAGUGAUACUAAUCAAGAUUCAACUACACAGGAUGUCCAGGGUGCCGUGAAUC
This is a messenger RNA of Colletotrichum navitas, 1343 nucleotides long. RefSeq names its product fungal-specific transcription factor domain-containing protein. NCBI's taxonomy places the organism in Eukaryota, Fungi, Ascomycota, Sordariomycetes, Glomerellales, Glomerellaceae. The record is from RefSeq and is a predicted model, not a curated record. The coding region runs from base 150 to 1340 and encodes 396 amino acids. Gene Ontology annotation, molecular function: DNA-binding transcription factor activity, RNA polymerase II-specific; DNA binding; zinc ion binding. The transcript has 4 exons. Gene Ontology annotation, biological process: DNA-templated transcription; regulation of DNA-templated transcription.